Messenger RNA from Plasmodium adleri (nom. inval.), 678 nucleotides. Its product is annotated as replication termination factor, putative. The transcript is spliced from 3 exons. Bases 1 to 678 code for a protein of 225 amino acids. Gene Ontology annotation, cellular component: nucleus. Gene Ontology annotation, biological process: mitotic DNA replication termination; site-specific DNA replication termination at RTS1 barrier. The record is from RefSeq and is a predicted model, not a curated record. NCBI's taxonomy places the organism in Eukaryota, Apicomplexa, Aconoidasida, Haemosporida, Plasmodiidae.
AUGGGGGGAGAUGGAGGAAGUUUACCUCAAAGAGUUGACUUAGUUCGUAUGAAAAAUAAAAAGUUAAGAGAAAACACAGGAAGUUUAGGUUAUGAAAAAAAUACACUUGUUAAUGUAAAUCAAAAUAAAUAUAAUAAAAAGGAGUUACGAGAAUACCAUUUCAACCGUUGUGCUAUAUCUGAGGAAUUAUUAAAAGAACCAUUUUUUUGUUGUCGCCUUGGUUACUUGUAUAAUAAAGAGCAUGCCUUUCAAUUAUUGCUUGUUAAAAAACAAAACAAAAAGAAAAGAAAAAAAGAUACUUUUGAAAAGUUUGCUCACGUUGAUUCUUUAAAGGAUUUAGUUCUUUGCAAAAAUAAAUUAAAUGAAGAAGGGAAAUUGAUUUGUUUAAUUUCCAAAGAAAUUAUAAAUUCUACAUCAGGAGGAAUUUGUUUAUUUUCAUGUGGUUGUGUAUUUUCAAAGAAGGUGUUUAAUCGAGUCAAUAUUUCUGAGGAUAAAUUGUGCAUAACUUGUAAUAAGCAAUACAAAGAAAGUGAUAUUAUCGAAAUAGGUGUAGAAGAUGUAGCAUUAUUGGAAGAAAAACAAAAGUAUAUAAUUAAAAAAAGAAAACUUGAAAAAAAAAAAAAAGAUUCAUAUUCACAUUCAAAAAAGGAAAUGAAGAAUAAUGACGCUGUUAAAUAG